AUGCAAGCAUUAAAUUUUAGGAAAUUAAAAGACAUGACAAUUUUCAUCACUGGAGCUAGCAGAGGUAUAGGAAAAGCUAUAGCUUUAAAAGCUGCUAAGGAUGGGGCCAACAUUGUAAUUGCUGCCAAAACGGCUGAACCUCAUCCGAAACUGCCAGGAACAAUAUUUACAGCUGCAAAAGAAGUUGAAGAUGCUGGUGGAAAAGCAUUGCCCUGUGUUGUCGAUGUCAGAGAUGAAGCACAAAUUACCAAAGCUGUUAAAGAUGCUGUUGCAAAAUUUGGUGGUAUCGAUAUUCUUAUUAAUAAUGCCAGUGCAAUUUCUUUGACACCUACUCUCGAGACUGAUUUAAAAAGAUAUGAUUUAAUGCAAAAUAUAAAUACAAGAGGAACUUUUUUAGUAUCUAAAGUAUGUUUACCUUAUUUAAAAAAGGGUAAAAAUCCACACAUAUUAAAUUUAAGUCCUCCUCUAAAUUUGAAUCCAAUGUGGUUUGAAAAUCAUUUGGCUUAUACAAUUGCUAAGUAUGGUAUGUCACUUUGUGUGCUUGGCAUGCACAAAGAAUUUCAAAAAGAUGGAAUAGCUGUCAAUGCUCUGUGGCCGAGAACAGCCAUAAUGACAGCUGCAAUAGAAAUGUUGACUGGACCAGACAGUGCAAAUCAUUCUAGAAAACCUGAAAUUGUUGCUGAUGCUGCCUACGCCAUUUUAACUAAAGAUUCGAAAACAGUUACUGGAAACUUUUUCAUCGAUGAUGAAGUUUUAAAAUCUGAAGGAAUCACAGAUUUUAAAAAUUAUGCCUGUAAUCCUGAUAAUGCUGAAAAUUUGAUGCCUGACUUUUUCCUCGGAGAUCCUCCAACAAAUUACGACCAAGCUCUUGUAGGCUCUGCAAAAAAACAAGAAGGUUCAGCUUCAGGUAGUGUAAAUUACGAAGAAAAAAUAGAACAUGUAUUUCAAGCUAUUAAAAGUAAUAUAAAUGAAGAUGUAGUUAGGAGAAUUCAAGCAGUUUUUCAAUUUAAUGUUAAAGGACCAUCCGAAGGAGUAUGGUACAUUGAUUUGAAAAACGGCAAAGGUCAAGCAGGUCGUGGAAAACCAUCGGUGCCUCCUGAUGCUACAUUAACCAUGAGUGCUAAAGAUUUUUUUGACCUAUUCUCAGGCAAAUUGAAGGCUACCGCAGCGUUUAUGAGUGGAAAGCUUAAAAUUUCGGGAAAAAUGCAAGAAGCCAUGAAGCUAGAAAAGUUAAUGAAUUCGUUAAAAUCUAAACUUUAA
This is a messenger RNA of Pediculus humanus corporis (human body louse), 1260 nucleotides long. RefSeq names its product glucose 1-dehydrogenase, putative. The transcript has 8 exons. The coding region runs from base 1 to 1260 and encodes 419 amino acids. The record is from RefSeq and is a predicted model, not a curated record. Lineage: Eukaryota; Metazoa; Arthropoda; Insecta; Psocodea; Pediculidae. Gene Ontology annotation, cellular component: mitochondrion.